Hippocampus comes (tiger tail seahorse) is the source of this 1519-nucleotide messenger RNA. RefSeq names its product ciliogenesis associated TTC17 interacting protein (gene catip). The transcript has 9 exons. The record is from RefSeq and is a predicted model, not a curated record. The coding region runs from base 38 to 1090 and encodes 350 amino acids. Gene Ontology annotation, biological process: cilium organization; actin filament polymerization. Lineage: Eukaryota; Metazoa; Chordata; Actinopteri; Syngnathiformes; Syngnathidae.
UCACGAGUGGGAAGUCUGUUCUCAACGCAGGACAAACAUGGAGUCUCCUGAAAGGGUUGAGACUCCACCGCGUUCCCCGGCAGGGACCAAGACAGGAAAGGAUGUUUCAGAGAUGGUGGCCUCCGAAGAAGCGGUCGCGUUCAUGUUAAGCAUCGAGCCCGUGGAGCUGACCAAAUGUGUGUUUGCGGACUCUCUGGUGACCAUUUCAGAAGGGGGUCGAGACUUGGGGAGGUUCUGCGUGUCAAUGGAGUUUGCCCACAGAGCUCACCAGCCAUGUGUGCUGCUCCACGCACAAAGCCAGGGGGCUAUCGACGACUCCCCAUGUGGAACGACAGUGACAGCCUACCUAACUGCUGACCUGGAGGUGCUGGAGGAGGAUCACCACGAGUAUGUCAAGCUUGAUGGCCAUAUUUUGGACAAGCAAUGUCACAUGGUGCAAUGUGAUGGAGAGAUGAGUAUUGAAAGAGUCACCACUGAUGGAAAGGAGGUGACAAGGGACAGUGUUUCAUAUUCCAUGACUGCCCUGAGAGGCCUUGUGACUGAGGGUUCCAACUUCUUGCUCAUGCGUCUUCUUGCGUUGAGGAAGAAAAUCCCAGAGCACAUGACUUGCAUCUCCUUUGACCAGAAGUUACGCAUCAGCUGCACAACUUUUCGAGGUCUGGAACAGGAACAGAUGGAGAUUGAGGGAGAAACUGUGGAGGUAUUUGGAGUGGAGAGGAUUGUUCAUUCUGUGGAUGAAAGCCCUACUACAUGGCAGUGCUACUUUUUGGCUGAUGGGCAUCUUGCUAGCAGAUUGCAGGUGGGAUCUCCGGUUACAAUGAGGUUACUGCAACUGCCAUCACAGAAAGAAGAAGCUUAUGAUAAAAUCCCCCUGGUUUGGGAAGAAGACAUACAGAUGCGUUCUAAGUUCUUGGACAGAAAGGAGGAGUUGAAAGCUGACCAUGCGUCAUAUUUAAGAGCGCACCCAGAGAUCCGCGCACUCAUAUCUGACUUCCUGCAAUUUUUGCUCCUCAAAAAACCAAAUGAUGUCUUCCAGUUUGCCAGAGAAUACUUCCUCCCCUUCACCUCAAACACAAGCCUAGAUACCUGAUUACGUUGAUAUCUCACAUUUUCACAAUCACAAGUUUAUAUAACAGCUGUUCAUUCAUCAACACUGGCUACCUUUAUUUUAUGUUAGUGACAUAUGGCAUUAGUGUGUGUGAUCAAAAGAAAAUGUGUUUCUCAGUGUGACAUUGCAUGCGAUUGGGUGGCGACCAAUCCAGGAUAUAGCUUGCUUCUCACACAAAGUCAGAUCGGAUAGGCCCCAGCACUCCAUUCACCCUUAUGAAAAUAAGUGCUAUAACAAAUGAUACAUUUGGGCAGAGUUGAAUGGACAGCACACCUUUCAAAAUAGGAACGCAUUCAAGAAAAUGUCAUUGAAGACAAGAAGAAUCACCAGAAGGAAUUAAUUGAUAAAUGUGCCACGGAAGGGAUUACAAGUGACAGAUCUUUGGAAAGAACGAAGAAUAAAAAUAUUAUG